CCCAACUGCAGCUGCAAACGCAACAAGCACUAUCACACAAUGUUUGGGUCCCUCCUGCUCGCCUGUUUGUUUCUACAUCCGGUAGUCUCCAUACCUCAACCGGCCUGCCGUCGAUGCUGUGACCACCUCCUACCACUUGAUGACGCUGCCACGCUCAGAGAAAGCGUGCCUGCAAUGCCCGAGGUCCGCACCUACAUCAACAUGACCAUUCUCAAAGGUGACAAAGGUGAUCGCGGAGAAAGGGGAACUCCUGGGAAGCCUGGGACUGAGGGUUCAGUGGGACCGCAAGGCACUGCAGGACUCAAAGGAGAUAAAGGACAAGCCGGAGCUCCAGGAGAUGCCUGCAAAUCGCAGCAUUCUGCUUUCUCAGUGGGCAGACGGAAGUCCCUUCACAGCAUUGACAACUACCAGGCCCUGGUCUUCGACACCAUCUUCGUGAACUCCCCCGAACACUUCGACAUGUUUGCCGGGAAGUACCGCUGCCAAAUCCCAGGAAUCUACUUCUUCAACGUGAACAUCCACACGUGGAACUUCAAGGAGACCUACCUGCACAUCAUGCAGAACAACAGCGAGAAGGCCAUCGUCUACGCCCAGCCCAGCGACCGCUCCAUCAUGCAGAGCCAGAGCCUCAUGCUGCCCCCUGCGGAGGGAGACGAGGUCUGGGUCCGCCUCCAAGGAGAGCGGGAGAACGCCAUCUACAGCGACGACGUGGACAUCUACAUCACCUUUAACGGAUACCUCAUCAGACCGGAAACCGAGUGAGACCAGAAACGGGGGACGGGGGAGGAAGGCGAGGGUUUGAAAAUGUGCCGAAGUGUUUGAUCAGUGGAGCAGCUUUAACGAAACUGAAAAGCAUCCAAACCGUUCAUAUUCGAUUUCUGCAGUCCAAACUGAAUCCCCUAAUGCAGAGGAAUCUGCUUUUUCUACUUCAGUGUGGGGUCUUGUGUGAAGAGAAGAGGGAAGGUUUCGGUCGGAUUAGCAAAAUGCUAUUAUAUCACAUUAGGACAUAAAACUUUAAAAGCUAGUAUAGUAUAAAACAUCCUCAGCAGGCGUCGGCGGUAAACAAGAUCCGAGCCUAUCGUGCUUGGGCCGCUGUGGUUUGUUUUAAGCUUUAGCACUGUGUCAUGUUGAGCAGUAGAUCAUUUCAUUGGCUAGUUGGGUAGACAUAGGUCACAGCAGCAAACACUGUGAGAUUAUCUAACACUCUCAGAAAAAUUUGGCGGUCUAUUUCUGAUCACAAGAAGGUGACUACAUCCAUCUUCCCUUCCCAGCACAUGUUUGAGAUGGUUUAAGCUUGUUUAGGACCAGCACUGAGGACCUGCUUCACUAUCCAUGCUUCAAAACCUACCUAAGCAGCAUAUGCUGUUUUUUUCCCCACAGGGUUUGAUUUUUGUUGGGACAACCUAAAAUUGUAUAUAGCCUAUCGGGUAUUAAAACGGUCAGCGAGAGUGACCAAAGUUUGUCCAAAAUUGAUUGAUUGGUUUGACAUUUUUAAAACGUUAUUUACAUUUUUUCCUCAAAUGUUUUAGUUGUUUUAGUCUGAAAGUUUGCAAAAUGAUCAAAUCGAACGUUCCCUCACCGUUCACAUAACCGUGUGACCGCAUAAGUAGUUUUAGUUGUUAGCUGGGUCCAUGCGCAGAUUAUGAAGCUCAGCUCGUAUAGAAGUCACUUUCAGGCCGAUGUGAUUUGGGAUAAUUUGCAAAACCAAGAGCUAAAUCUGCAUGGGGAAGGUUUGGUGAGCGUGAUUUCACAGUACAAGGCAUUUGUGGAUCAACAUCCUUGUUAACCCUGGAACAACAUCCCAGUCAACCAAUCAGAUUUAGGAGAUUACUUUUAAGGAAAAGAUCUGUUUUAGGCUUAGAUCAAGGUUAGGUGCUUCUACACCAUUGUUAAUCAUUGUAUCAUAUCCCACUGGUUUUAGGAAUACAUUUUGGGUAGGGUUAGUUUUAAUGGUAAGGAUUGGGAUAAGUUUAUAUUUUUGGACAGUAAUGUUGAUCCAGGAUCAUGACCACUUGUGUUCAGUGUUGGAUGAACCAGGU
Messenger RNA from Puntigrus tetrazona (Sumatra barb), 2039 nucleotides. RefSeq names its product C1q and TNF related 6a (gene c1qtnf6a). Lineage: Eukaryota; Metazoa; Chordata; Actinopteri; Cypriniformes; Cyprinidae. Gene Ontology annotation, molecular function: protein binding. The record is from RefSeq and is a predicted model, not a curated record.